AUGGCUGCGCGCGGCAACUUCCCACCGCUUGCGAACCUAGCUAACCCAACUUUCGCUUCGCAGAGGCAGCUCUUUGCCCGGAGCGAGCGUGUGAAGGGAAUCGAUUUCCACCCUACGGAGCCAUGGGUUCUUACCACUCUGUACAGCGGCCAUUGUCACAUCUGGUCCUAUGAGACGCAGGCAAUUGUCAAGACCUUCGAGCUCACUGACGUGCCCGUUCGUGCCGGCCGCUUCAUUGCCCGCAAGAACUGGAUAGUCUGCGGUUCCGACGACUUCCAGCUUCGUGUCUACAACUACAAUACCUCCGAGAAGAUCACCAGCUUCGAGGCGCACCCCGACUACAUUCGCGCGAUAUGUGUCCACCCGACGCAGCCCUUCGUUCUCACGGCUUCCGAUGACAUGACCAUCAAGUUGUGGGAUUGGGAGCGCGGCUGGAAAUGUGUCCAGGUCUUCGAGGGCCAUGCCCACUAUGUCAUGGGCCUCGCUAUCAACCCCAAGGACACUAACACUUUCGCGUCUGCUUGUCUUGAUAGAACGGUCAAGAUCUGGAGCUUGGGGUCUCCGACUCCUAACUUCACCCUCGAGGCGCACGAAACUAAGGGUGUCAACCAUGUCGAUUACUACCCUCAAUCCGACAAGCCCUACCUCCUGACUACAUCCGACGACAGGACCGUGAAGGUCUGGGAUUACACAACCAAGGCGCAGAUCGCUACUCUGGAAGGCCACACCAGCAACGUCUCAUUCGCCAUUUACCACCCUGAAUUGCCCGUUAUCAUCUCCGGCUCGGAAGAUGGCACUGUCAAGAUAUGGCAUGCCAACACCUACCGCCUCGAGCAGUCACUCAGUUAUGGCUUGGAGCGCGCAUGGUGUGUGAGCUAUCAGCGUGGAAAGCAAGGAGUCGCCGUGGGUUUCGACGACGGUGCUGUCGUCGUUAAAAUGGGUCGUGAAGAGCCCGCUGUUAGCAUGGAUGCCUCUGGAAAGGUUAUCUGGGCGAAGCACUCCGAAAUUCUCACCGCCGUGAUCAAGGGUGGUGACAAGAGCUUGAAGGAUGGGGACCGUCUGACCAUCCCUUCGAAGGAUCUGGGUUCUACGGAGAUCUACCCGCAAUCGCUGAUGCACUCUCCCAAUGGCCGUUUCGUCGCGGUCUGUGGUGACGGUGAAUACAUCAUCUACACUGCGCUGGCCCUGCGCAACCAAGCUUUCGGUUCGGCAUUGGACUUUGCUUGGGCGUCCAAGGAGAACGACAAAGACUACGCUAUCCGCGAGUCGGGCACCAGCGUGAAGAUAUUCCGUAAUUUUAAGGAGAAGGGCAGUGGCGGCUUGAACGUUGGGUUCCAAGCGGACGGCCUGAGUGGCGGUACCCUUCUCGGUGUCAAGGGCCAAGGCGGAAUCGGCUUUUUCGACUGGGAGUCGGGCCAGCUGGUUAGGAGAAUCGAAGUUGAGCCCCGAAACGUGUACUGGUCUGAAAACGGCGAGCUCGUCGCUCUUGCCUGCGAUGAUACCUACUACGUCCUCCGUUUCUCGAGAGAAAACUACGUUGCCGCCCUUCAGGCAGGCGAAGUUGACGAGGAUGGUGUUGAAGCUGCCUUCGAGGUCAUCACAGACGUCAAUGAGAGUGUCCGGACCGGCCAGUGGGUCGGCGACUGCUUCGUCUACACCAACAGCACAAACAGGCUGAACUACCUCGUUGGUGAUCAGACUUACACCAUUUCUCACUUCGAUACCCCCAUCUACGUGCUCGGCUAUCUUCCCCGCGAUGGCCGCGUUUACAUUUGCGACAAGGACGUCGGAGUCAUGUCGUACGCCCUCUCCCUCUCGGUGAUUGAGUACCAGACGCUUGUGUUGAGAGGAGAGCUCGAGACGGCGACUGAGAUGCUCGAUGACAUUCCUCAGGACCAAAAGAACAAGAUUGCCCGAUUCCUCGAGGGCCAAGGCUUCAAGGAGGAGGCGCUCGACGUGGCGACGGAUCCUGAGCAUCGUUUCGAUCUCUCGCUGAGCCUCGGGAAACUGGAUGUUGCGCUUGAGCUCGCCAAGGAGGUCGACGUGGAGCACAAGUGGAAGACGGUCGGCGACGCAGCACUUACUGCAUGGGACCUGAAGCUUGCUGAAGAGUGUUUCACACACGCAAAGGACCUGGGCUCCCUCCUCCUUCUCCACUCGUCGAGCUCGAAUGCUGGUGGCCUCCGCAAGCUUGCAGAGCUAGCGCAGGAGUCGAGCGCACACAACAUUGCCUUCUCCUGCCUGUGGCAGGUGGGCGAUGUGGAUGGCUGCAUCGAUCUGCUUACCAAAACGGGUCGCACGUCGGAAGCGGUGCUCUUUGCGCAGACUUACAAGCCAAGCCGCGCUCCCGGCCUCGUCAGGGAGUGGAAGCAGGGGUUGGAGAAGGAGAACAAGGCUAAGAGUGCACGGCUGCUGGGCCAGCCGCCCAGCGCAGACGACGAGGGCGACGCCGACAUGUUCCCUGAGUGGGACGAGUGGCUCAAGCUCGAGAAGGAGGGCGGCUCGGUCAAGCUCGUCGACGUCGAGGAGGAAGAGGAAGAGGCGGGCGAGGUUGCGGUGGAGAAUGCAGCCGACGAGGUCGAGGUCGACAGCCCGGCGGAGGCAGCAGAGGCUGCGGAGGAGGCGGAGGAGGCGGAGGAGGCGGAGGAGGCGGAGGAGGCGGAAGAGGCAGCGUAG
This is a messenger RNA of Diplodia corticola, 2676 nucleotides long. RefSeq names its product coatomer beta subunit. The coding region runs from base 1 to 2676 and encodes 891 amino acids. The transcript has 8 exons. Gene Ontology annotation, cellular component: COPI vesicle coat. Gene Ontology annotation, biological process: intracellular protein transport; retrograde vesicle-mediated transport, Golgi to endoplasmic reticulum; endoplasmic reticulum to Golgi vesicle-mediated transport. Lineage: Eukaryota; Fungi; Ascomycota; Dothideomycetes; Botryosphaeriales; Botryosphaeriaceae. Gene Ontology annotation, molecular function: structural molecule activity; protein binding. The record is from RefSeq and is a predicted model, not a curated record.